Messenger RNA from Gryllus bimaculatus (two-spotted cricket), 174 nucleotides. Lineage: Eukaryota; Metazoa; Arthropoda; Insecta; Orthoptera; Gryllidae. The record is from the annotation of a GenBank genome assembly.
AUGAAGGCUCCGGUGUCGUGGAUCCGGCGGCGUGACUGGCACAUCUUGACGUCGGGCGUGUUCACCUACACGAACGACGAGCGCUUCCAGGUGGUGCAUUCAGCCGGCGGCGACGAGUGGACGCUGCACAUCAAAUAUGUGCAGAAGCGAGACAACGGCACGUACGAAUGCCAG